AUGAAGAGCCUGCUGAUGACGUCACUGCUGAUCUUGACGAGCGCGCGCCUGACCGCGGGGAUCUCCUGGCUGGGUCUGACGGUGAACGGCAGCUCAGUGGGGUGGAACGAGACGCAGCACUGCCGCUUGCUGCAUGCGCUGGUGCCGGACCAGCAGCAGCUGUGCAGGAGGAACCUGGAGCUGAUGCGCAGCGUGGUGCGAGCGGCCGAGCUCACCAAGACGUCCUGCACACACACCUUCAGGGACAUGCGCUGGAACUGCUCGUCUGUGGAGCGCGCACCCCACUUCAGCCCCGACCUGGCCAAGGGUACACGCGAGUCUGCGUUCGUCUUCUCUCUCUCCGCGGCGGUUCUCAGUCACACCAUUUCCCGCGCAUGUUCCUCUGGCGAGUUGCCCAGUUGUUCGUGCGCACCCCCCCCAGCGGAGCAGGCGUCCCCGGAGUUCCGCUGGGGCGGGUGUGGCGAUAACCUGCACUUCGGCUUGCAGAUGGGCGCCGCCUUCUCCGACGCCACACUGAACAGCAGACGCUCCGCCUCCCCCGCCGUCCGCCUCAUGCACCUGCACAACAACGCUGUGGGUCGACAGGCUCUGAUGGACUCUUUGGAGACGAAGUGUAAGUGUCACGGCGUCUCAGGCUCGUGUUCGGUGAAGACGUGCUGGAAGUCGCUCCUGGACGUGGGUCACGUCUCGGCUCAGCUCAAAGCCCGUUACCUGUCGGCCACCAAGGUGACGGCGCGCCAGGUGGGCACACGCCGCUAUCUGGUUCCCCGGGACAUGGAGGUGAGACCGGUCCUGGACACUGAGCUGGUUUACCUGGUCAGCUCACCUGAUUACUGCACCUCUAACGCCAAGCAUGGCUCAUACGGAACCAUUGACAGGCAGUGUAAUAAAACAUCAAGUGGGAGUGGCAGUUGCAACCUGAUGUGUUGUGGGCGGGGCUACAACACCUAUACAGAGCAGGUGGAGGAGCGAUGUCACUGCAGGUACCACUGGUGUUGCUACGUCACCUGUAAGAAAUGCACACACACCGUCGAGAGACAUGUCUGCAAGUGA
Clarias gariepinus (North African catfish) is the source of this 1053-nucleotide messenger RNA. It is a transcript of the gene wnt11f2, whose product is annotated as wnt 11, family member 2. Gene Ontology annotation, cellular component: extracellular region. The coding region runs from base 1 to 1053 and encodes 350 amino acids. Lineage: Eukaryota; Metazoa; Chordata; Actinopteri; Siluriformes; Clariidae. The transcript is spliced from 5 exons. Gene Ontology annotation, biological process: canonical Wnt signaling pathway; neuron differentiation; multicellular organism development. The record is from RefSeq and is a predicted model, not a curated record. Gene Ontology annotation, molecular function: frizzled binding; cytokine activity.